Molecule: messenger RNA, 1584 nt
Organism: Colletotrichum truncatum
Lineage: Eukaryota; Fungi; Ascomycota; Sordariomycetes; Glomerellales; Glomerellaceae
Product: isotrichodermin C-15 hydroxylase
Molecular function (GO): iron ion binding; oxidoreductase activity, acting on paired donors, with incorporation or reduction of molecular oxygen; heme binding
Source: RefSeq, a predicted model, not a curated record
AUGCCUUUAAUACUCCUGAGAGCCGCCGACACCAUGGCAUCGUUAGCUGGAUUAGCAUUCGGCGUCCUCGUAGCAUGGUUUGCUUCCUACGUCAUAUACCAGAGAUACCUCCACCCGUUGGCCGCUUUCCCCAGUCCGUUUCUCGCGUCACUCACGGAUCUGUGGCAGGUCCAGCAAGUUCUCUCCCUGAAGGAACCGUACAAUUUGACCGAUCUCCAUGCCAAGUAUGGAGAGUUCGUACGUUACGGGCCCGACAAACUCAGCGUCACGGCCGAAGACGCCGUUCCUCUGGUCUACGUGAAGGGUGGGCGGAAGCUGCCCAAGACAAAGUACUACGAGGCGUUUGGCUCCCAUGUUCCAAACGUCUUUUCGAUGAGAGAUGUCGAUCUCCACUCUGUCCGCCGACGACACAUGUCCAACAGCUUCUCGCUCUCCAGCGCAAAGGGGAUGGAGCGCUAUCUCGACGAAAACAUCAGGAUCCUCCGUGGCAAGAUUGCAAAGUACGCCAAGGAGGGAAAGGCAUUUGACCUCAGAAAACUGGUGCAGUUCUACGUUGUUGACGUCCUGGGCGAAUUGGCGUUCAGCCGCUCUUUCGGGGUCCAGAUUUCAGGCGACGAAUCGCUUGUUCCCCCGGUCUUCCAGCACACGUUGCUCGGCACGACGGUCGGGUCGUGGCCUGCAAUGCUGCACACGCUCAAGAAAUGGCUCCCCAAGGUCCCGCACAAGGGAUUACAGGCUCUCAUUGCGGGGAGAAUGAAAUGUGUGCGGCUGGCGUCUGAGUGUGUCCAGCGACGGGUCGACGAGGUGGAGAAGGAGGGUGCUGGCGGAAAAGGCCGGAGGACGGACCUCUUGACGACGCUGAUCCUCGCGAGACACCCUGAUACCGGGGAGAAGCUGAAGAGGGUCGAACUCGAGACGGAAGCUUUUGGGUUCAUUAUCGCGGGGACGCACACGACGAGCGCAACGAUAAACUUGUUGUUUUGGAACUUGCUGCAUAACCCCGAACAUCUACAGAAAUGCGUUUUAGAAAUCGACGAGAAGCUGGACCCGUUGGGCGACGACAAGGAAGCUUAUUCGAUCACGGAAGCUGAAGGCUCUCUGCCUUUUCUCCGGGCGUGUAUGAGGGAGAAUUUCCGUAUCACGCCCGUAUUCACGAUGCCGUUGCCACGUCGUGUGGCGGCUCCGGAGGGGAUCACCAUUGCGGGACGCCAUAUCAAGCAAGGUACGUCAGUUGCAGUCUGCAACCACGCCUUCCACCAUAACCCGGCAGUUUGGGGCGAUGAUCACGACACAUUCGACCCCUUUCGGUGGGAGGAGGCGGAAACGGCAGAGCGCGCGCGGUAUCUGAUGCAUUUCGGCCUGGGCAGUCGGCAGUGCCUCGGCAAAACGAUGGCGCAGAGCAACAUUUACAAGGUUACAAGUACGCUGCUUCGCGAGUUUGAGUUUCAGCUUGCGGAUCCGAAAGAAAGGGAGGAAGUGUCUGAGGGGAAGUUUAAGGGGGUGCUGCCAGAGUUGAUUAGUGUGGGUGUGAGUGCUCUGAGGGAUCCAUUGAUGGUGGUUGCGAAAAUCAGGGACACUGCCUAG